Molecule: messenger RNA, 1299 nt
Organism: Cololabis saira (Pacific saury)
Lineage: Eukaryota; Metazoa; Chordata; Actinopteri; Beloniformes; Belonidae
Gene: snrpa
Product: small nuclear ribonucleoprotein polypeptide A
Exons: 7
Coding region: 100-924 (274 amino acids)
Biological process (GO): mRNA splicing, via spliceosome
Cellular component (GO): U1 snRNP
Molecular function (GO): U1 snRNA binding
Source: RefSeq, a predicted model, not a curated record
ACGCCGGAAAUUACGUUCGACGUGUCAGUUACCGCGAGACUAGCGAACGUGAUUCCCGGAGGUCGUGGUUUCACGCGUCGCUGCGAGCGGGGUUAGAAGAUGGCAGCUCCUGACGUGCGACACAAUCAUACGAUUUACAUUAACAACUUGAACGAGAAGAUCAAAAAAGAUGAGCUUAAAAAGUCGCUUUAUGCCAUCUUCUCGCAAUUUGGACAAAUUCUGGACAUCUUGGUGGCACGAAACAUAAAGAUGAAGGGCCAGGCCUUUGUGAUCUUCAAAGAGGUGAACAGCGCCUCCAACGCGCUGCGGUCCAUGCAGGGAUUCCCCUUCUACGACAAACCCAUGCGUAUUCAGUAUGCAAAAAUGGACUCGGAUAUCAUUGCCAAGAUGAAAGGGACGUAUGUGGAGCGCGAUCGCAAAAAGGAGAAGAGAAAGCCCAAAGGAGCAGAUGGAGGAGCGAAGAAAGGUGUACCAGGAGCCAUGGUUGCUGGAGUACCUGCUGCCAUGCCUGGAAUGCCUCCAAUGAGCCAGGCUCCACGCAUGAUGCACAUUCCAGGCCAGCCGCCUUACAUGCCCCCUCCAGGUAUGAUGCCUCCUCCAGGGAUGGCCCCUGGUCAGAUGCCCCCGGGUGGCAUGCCUCCUGGUCAGAUGAUGCCUGGACAAAUGCCUCAGCAGGUUGCAGAAAAUCCACCAAAUCAUAUUCUCUUCCUCACCAACCUGCCAGAAGAAACAAACGAACUCAUGCUCUCCAUGCUUUUCAACCAGUUCCCUGGCUUUAAAGAAGUGCGUCUGGUCCCUGGUCGCCAUGAUAUUGCCUUCGUAGAGUUUGACAAUGAGGUGCAGGCCGGUGCUGCACGAGAUGCACUGCAAGGGUUCAAGAUCACACAAACAAAUGCCAUGAAGAUCUCAUUUGCUAAAAAAUAACACACGUACACAUUAUUUUCUUUUUUCUAAUGAGUGUUUCAGGUUUCUAUGAUCAGUAACAUUUUACUUCUUCUAGGUUUUCAUGUAAGUAUACAUUUUUUUUGCAGUCUUUUUUUUUUUAUUGUUCCACCUUGAAAGAUUAUUUUGAGUUAAUGAUACAUUUUGACCCUUGGAUCAUACUGAUAUUUCACAAAUGUACUUGUCAAUUUUUGGCUUCAUUUAAAAAAAAAAUCUGCAGAUGUUAUUAACUUUGCAUGUUUUUUAUCCUCCAAUUUACUGUCAAAGCAUUGCACCCAGAGUCUGAUAUAUCAGACAUUGUACCUGGAGCUUUUUUUUAUGCGUUUUUGUUUUUUUUAAAUAAAUUGUUUUUGCUAU